Messenger RNA from Macrosteles quadrilineatus (aster leafhopper), 2156 nucleotides. RefSeq names its product pyroglutamyl-peptidase 1-like. The transcript has 4 exons. The coding region runs from base 139 to 801 and encodes 220 amino acids. Gene Ontology annotation, biological process: proteolysis. Gene Ontology annotation, cellular component: cytosol. The record is from RefSeq and is a predicted model, not a curated record. Lineage: Eukaryota; Metazoa; Arthropoda; Insecta; Hemiptera; Cicadellidae. Gene Ontology annotation, molecular function: pyroglutamyl-peptidase activity.
GCUGAACCGAGGUUAGAGGUUAGGUUAUGAAAAGAUUAUAUAUGUUUACUUUUCGAUUCUGAAGUUUGGAAAUAGAAGUUUUUUUGUUGUACUAACAUAUUUCAAAACAAAGUUUUUUUUUUACACUUGAAGGAGGUCAUGGAAGCACUUCAAGAACAAGAACUACAUGAAAAUUCUAAGUGUGAAAUGAGGAACACUGUGAUUGUGACUGGAUUCGGGCCUUUUGGGAAUCAUACUGUAAAUGCCAGCUGGGAGGCUGUCAAACUCCUGCACACCACUGGUGUUGAUAAAGAACUUGGCAUUUGUCUGGUAACCGAAGAGAUCCCAGUAGCUUACAAUGAUGUGGGAAAGAAAGUUCCCACGUUGUGGGAUUCUCAUAAGCCGCUGCUCGUAAUCCAUGUUGGAGUGUCAAAUCUUGCAGAGAAGAUCACACUGGAAACAGCCGCUCAAAAGUCUGGUUACGAGAGAUGUGAUAUUUACGGCCAAACCCCAUCUUGCAAGGAAUGCUGCUUUGGUUCAGCCCCAGUGUUACAAUCUGAACUUGAUUUGUUGGAUGUAAAUGACAGAAUAAAUGCAUCAGCAGAAGUACAAGCAGAAAUAUCCAAGGAUGCUGGAAGGUAUUUAUGCGAGUACACAUAUUACACAUCCCUAAGUAUUGACAGUUCAAGAUCCCUUUUCAUCCAUGUUCCACCUCUAGAUGCACCUUACUCUGCCGAACAGCUUGCUAGAGGUUUGGCCGAUAUUAUCAGGUGUUUGGUGGAUCAGCUGCGUAGUAAGGCUAAACAUGUGUUGUCAGCAUAGAGCAAACAGUGGGCAUAAUAACAAUUGUUUCAGAGGGUGUCAUAAAAAUGUAGAGAGAAAGUACAAAAUGAAAUGUGCUGAACCUGAUUAUUAAAUGUACAAACCGGAUUACAAUGUGCAAUACAUCCAGAUUCAAUCAAUUUAGGUUUUCACGUGCCAGAAAGAUUCCUGAUCCUCGCAUGUCAGAAUUCUGAAUUCUGAUUCUCACAUAUAAGGAUUGUAAAUUCUGAUUCUUUGACACCAGGAUCAGUCUUAGUUAUUAUUUAGGCCUAUAGGUCGUUUGAAUUAUGUUUCUAAGAUUAUUUAUUUCAAUGCGCCUACCAAACAUUGAGUACCGUAUCUAAGAAACUAAAUAAGUCAGGGUUAUUAUACAGUAAGUGCCUAGUUUAAAACUAUAACCAAAGAGAAGAAUACAGGUAUGUCUACAAAUUAUAUAAUAUCUUAGUCAAUGUUUGACCAGCUAGUCUUCAAUGAUAAGAUAAGAAAAUAGUAUUUUCCUAAGUAAUCUGUGACCAGGAGUUUUGUUGAAGGCAUCUAUUAUAUGUGUAGACAUUAUGCCUUGUAAUUUUCUGCAAUCAACCAGAAGGCACAAAUAAUAUUUUAAUAAUAUUAAAUUUUUUAUAAAAAUAAACCAAACAUGUAGAAGAUUACUUACAUGCACUAUUAAUAGGAUAAGACCUUUGAAAUAAAUUACCAAAUAAAAUGUUGAUAUAUUGCACAAUACAUUCGUAUUAGACAGAAUUUAUUUAUUAUAUCAUUUAUUUUAUAUUAGUAUCAAGUACGGUGAUUGUUUUAUGAAUUGUAGUUUGUAGUUAGUAAUAAUAAUAAUAAUUCUUUUAUUGCAGUGGACAAAGUACAUUGCAUUACAAACGUCAAUAAAUAAUGUUUGUGAAAAAAUCCAUGUUAGAUCUUACAUUUUGUCACAAUUCACAAUAAGUGUCAAAAUUUUAUAUUAUGGUCAAAAAUAUUUAUACGUAUUUAUUUAUUUACUAUCAUUAUUAUAAUAUUAUUAAUAUAAAAAAUUUUUUUUAAAUGUAUUCAUUUAUAUAGGUAAUUUUUUAUAUAGUUUUUAUGAUUAGUAUAAUUUAAGCAAUGUACUAUAGUUCGGCCGCUUAGAAAGCGACCUCCUCCAGCAUUGGUUUAACAUUAGCGCGCAGGUCGUUUUCUAAGCGGCCGACCUAUAAUCUUACCUCUUAUAUGAACAUUAUAAAACUUAUUUAAGUAUUGAAGUUUCAAUUAAUCAAUUAUAAUUAAUUGAAACAAGUUUAACUAAAUGAUUGCAUUCAUUGUUGCAACUUCAUUGUAAUCAAAAUGUAUAACUAUAUGAAUUUAAUAUAGAUAAGUUGUAAAUUCAA